UGUGAAAGGUCGAGUCAGGAACCUUAACAUAUUCUCUCCAACUAAUAUCACAACAAUUUCAUUUCAAAACCCUAAUUUGGAUUUCCUUUCUUUCCAGAGGAAAACAGAAGGAGGGGUCUUUCUCCUUUUGAAUAAUUGGGAUCUAAAGUUGGGGUGGGGUGGGGGUGGUUGUCGGGGUGAUGUGCUUUUGUUUGUGGUUUGCUUGAUUCUUCUUAUUACAUGCAUCAUGCUGAUAAUGCUUUUGAAUUGCAAAUCCCAUUUUAGGGCUGUGAACAGUUGUUUUUUUUGUUUGAUUAUGUGCACAUAAUUAUCAUUCCUGAUCACUAGUGAAAGUGCAGGUUUUAGCCUUGUCGGUAAUGCUAUAUAGUGGUGGAAGUUUAUUAUUCAAGGUCUGUUGGAAAUUAAGGACAGUGGAUAUCUUUCUUGCACUCUUGUUUGAAAGAUUGGUCGUUUAGAAUAUAAGUCGACAAACAAAUCAAGAUUGCAAUUACUGACAUAUCUAAGCUGGUUAGUGAUAUUACUGAAGCAACAAGUUAGAGGAAUAAAGUUCAGAGUUCUAACCUGUUGCACACCAAGAUGACAGAUAAGAAAGUGAGCACUUCCACCAAGACUGAGAAUCACGCUCUGCACAAGGAAUGGGACGAGGCUUUAUGUCCAAUAUGCAUGGAUCAUCCACAUAAUGCAGUUCUCCUUGUCUGCAGCUCUCAUGACAAGGGUUGCAGGUCUUAUAUCUGCGACACGAGUUAUAGGCAUUCAAAUUGUUUGGAUCGGUAUAAAAGAUUGACUAUUGACCUUAAUGACCCCACACUGCCAAAUUCCUCCCAACCUGAAAACCAAGAUGGCACUUCAGGUGAAUAUGUUUUAGGGAAUUUGGGAAUGAGGAUCCACUUGGAAGAAGCACAAGAACACAAUAACGGAACCUCAAGUGACAUAGCAGAAGUUUUUGGAGAAAAUAACAGCCAAACCCCAUAUACUAGUUCUGAGUUUCAGGGUGAGAUUAUUUCUGAAAUGGGUAACUCGCCUGAUCAAAGCUUAAACUUGAAAUGUCCAUUAUGCCGUGGAAAUGUUAUAGGCUGGAAGAUUGUAAAGGAGGCUAGAGAAUACCUAGAUCUGAAACACAGGAGUUGUUCAGGAGAUUCUUGUUCAUUCACUGGUAACUAUAGGGAGCUUCGGAGGCAUGCUAGGAGAAGUCACCCAAUGGACCGACCGUCUGAUGUAAACCCAUCAAGACAAGUUGCUUGGCGGCAUCUAGAGAGCCAGCGAGAGUACAAUGAUAUUAUCAGUGCUAUUCGUUCAGUAACACCUAGUGCUAUCGUGUUUGGAGACUAUGUUAUUGAUAACGUGGGUAACAAUAGAGAAAGUGGCUUAGGAGAAGGAAACGGGUCUGGAUUUGCAGACACUUUUUUUCUGUUUCAGAUGCUAAGUGCUUCACGACGUGAGCCGUGGAAUUUGUCUAGGGCUAUGAGAAGGAGGAACCGUUCAGCUGGAUCAUCUGGUCGUCGAUAUCUGUGGGGUGAGAACUUGUUGGGUCUUCAAGGUGAUGCAGAGGGCUGGAAUCCUUCAAAUGACCUGGGAGAAGAUGUGUCUCCUGUUCCAAGGAGGCGUAGGCGAUUCACACAAUCAAGACUUGAUGAAAACCCAUAAACUUAGCAUACUAACUGAACUUCGAUGGUGUUGUGGCGAUGUUUGAAUAAUCAUAAUGUGGAAUUUAACUCCCAACAGACUUAGCAACCAAGAAUUCAGGACUCGAACAGAAGAUGGGAAACUGGACUCCAUUUGCAUUGUCUUUUCAGUCUGUAGGAUACAUGAAGAAUUGUUUCAUCGUCCAUGUGUAUUUGACCAGUAAUGUUACUUUUUAGCUCCUUUAGAAUUUCUAAAUUGAAUGUGGAAUUGGAUUUUCUCAUUUCUGUACACCUGGGUGAUUGAUAUUUCACUAGUCAUCUCUAGUUCUUUUAUUUAUUUAUUUAUUUAUUUAAUAAU
Messenger RNA from Papaver somniferum (opium poppy), 1980 nucleotides. RefSeq lists its product as uncharacterized. The record is from RefSeq and is a predicted model, not a curated record. NCBI's taxonomy places the organism in Eukaryota, Viridiplantae, Streptophyta, Magnoliopsida, Ranunculales, Papaveraceae. The coding region runs from base 577 to 1644 and encodes 355 amino acids. The transcript has 4 exons.